CCGAGAAAAGGUACGUAUCUGAUCAUACAAUGGCAGAAUGAAUACAUUGGAUAUAAAAGUGAUUUAAUCAGCUAAUUCUUGGUUAUCCUCAUAUCAGCGGUCAUCUUUAGACUGAGAAUUCGAAACAGAUCGACGUAUAUAGAAAUUCCUGAGUGCGAGUUACAGGCUAUUUGUCAUGCAGGUAGUAUGACCAGAUUUACCUGUAUAUAAGAACAGAUUGAUUCUUUAUUGACAUAUCAAGGUCUACAGAAUGGAAGUCCCAAGUCACAUAGCACCCCCUGAUGGGAUAGAGUUCAGAGUAUCAGAGAUUGAUCCAACACAAAUUGGAACCUGGUCUACCAAGAGGAUACUGAGGGAGACAUUUUUAGGACCAUUUGUCGGUGAAAUAAUCCGAGAUAGUGAUGAGAGUACAGUUAGCUACAGAUUUGCUUGGGAGAUAUUUAAUUUGGAGAAUGGUGAAUAUUUAUACACGAUAAAUUCUACAGAUCCAAAUCAUGGUAACUGGAUGAGAUAUGUAAACUGUGCCAGAUAUCUGGAGGAACAAAACUUAGUCUCUGUGCAGAAAGAUAUGGAGAUGUUUUAUAAAGCUAUAAAGGAUAUAGAACCAGGGGAGGAGCUAUUAACAUGGUAUCAACCAUUCAAAAAACGUAGAAAGAAGAAAAUGAGGUCACCACUGAAGUCACCAGACAGACCAGUGAAAAUAACAGAAUUUGAACCUGAGAAAGAAGUUGAUGCUUCCCCAGAGGAAACUACAACUCACACUUCUGAAGAUGGAGUUGUAUUAGGGAAAAGGCAUAGGGUAAAGAAAAAGAUGUACGAUGAUAUCAUUUUAAUGUCUGAUCUAAUUCCAAAACGAAGACGGAGAUCCAAAGCUGAAAUCAUAGCAGACAAAGAAGCUGCUGAAAGAAAUGAGGCAAUGCUUGAUGAUUUGUCUGAUGGUGUUCCUAAGAAAAGGAGGAAGAAAAAGAAGAGUUUAGUGGAAGGAGAACUCAAAAGUGAUCAGCCAGUGUCAGGUGAAAGUAAAUCUCCAGCUAAUCUUGCUGGCCAAAAAACAAAAGGGAGGAAAAAAUCAACAGAGCUAAUUGUAAUAAACAGAAGUGGAGUAGUUGACAGUCCUUCAGACUUAGAAUCUUCUACUUCAUCUGAGAGUUUUAAGCACACAAAAGGAGAUGCAUUGGUUUCAAGACCUAAAACAACUGAAGAAAAGAGACAACUAGCUGAAAUAGAGGCUUCAUGGACAUAUCCCAACCACAAUCAGGAAUACCAAUUUGAACAUUUACAAAGUUAUGCUGUUAUUAAAAAUGGGAGACGAUUUUAUAAAUGUGAUAUAUGUGCAGGGAUAUAUAGACAUACAUUCAGUUUAAAGCGUCAUUAUUUAAGAAACCAUAUUAACUGCAGAUACUUAAGCAAGGCAGACUUAGCAAAUUGUUUAGUAGUUCCAGCUCAGCAAUGGCUUGACAUUAAGCAUGCUAAUGAGGAAUCCUCGUUAAAUCAAUGUUUGGCUAAAUUAGCAAGCGGAACAUCUCUGUUGGAGAGCUAUGGUGAUCAGAGUGGUGUAAAUACACCUGGACUUUACCGAUGUUGUAUAUGUAACAAACUCUUUGAUGUUCUACAAACUCUUACAGAACACACACAAGAUCAUCCCGCCACUCCUGACCAGAAAUUCUUUGGCUGCGACCAGUGUAAGAUGAGAUUUACUUUCCAUCAGAAUUUGUUAAGGCACAAGCUUGUCCAUGAAGAUAGUCGACAAAAGAUUAAGAAGAAGAAAGAUAAAAACCCUCCGGCCAUCAUGGGUCACUUUAAUCAGAAUGAUAUCCAUGGAAAACCAUACAAAUGCAGGCUGUGUCCAAUGAAGUUCAAAUAUCAGUCAAACUUAGAAAAGCAUCACCAAAUCCAUACAUCUGACAGACCAUAUGAUUGUUCCAUAUGUGGAAAGACCUUCCCUAAUGAAACCAACCUGAAAAAACACAUGGUGAUUCACGUUGGCAGUACUGUCCAUUGUAAAUACUGUAUACAGAAAUUCAGUCAUGUUGGAACGUUACGUAAACAUAUCCGUCUUGAACAUCCAAUUAAACACAAGGAGAGAAUGCUUAACUUGCUAAAAAAUCGGGACCAAGGAGCCACAGAAGCCGCCGUGAAAUUACGUAAAUUAUUAAAACAGCUAAGAGAUUUACAGGAGACUCCACUGGAGGAAUUGUCUGAUAGUAAAGAGGAAGACUGUAAUAUUGAUGAAAGGAUUAAUACUAAAAGUGAAGGUAAAUUUCUGGCUGACCAGGGUCAAGGUUCAAGGUUCAAAUUUGCUUGUGUUGUUUGCAAGAAAAGAUUUUCUGCAUAUGUUAACAUGUGUCGACACAGGAGAAUGGCACAUAGAGAUUAUAAAGAGACUGCAAGUUCUAAAAAUGAUGAAAAAUCAACACUAAUACCAAACAUGUUAGUAGUUCAGAUUGAUGAGAAAUCAAAAACAAUGUUUAAAACUGAGAAAUCUAGCUUGAGAUUAAAAGAACCUGAAAAAAAGAAAAUGGAAGAGGAAGUCAUAAACGAAACGCCAGAAUCUAUUCAAGAGUUUUAUGCAAAUGUGGCAUCAAAUAUUGCCGACAAUUUAAACAGUUACAUAGAUGGUGGACUUGACUCUCUAAGUAAUUAUAAAUCUUACAUCAAUAUAGACAACUAUGAUGCAGAACCAGAAGUAAAACAGGAAGAAGGAAGUAGUGAUGAAAAGGCAGAUGUCAAAUGGGAACAGUUUAAUUUCCCACCAAAUUACAAUUCAAAAUUGAUCUAUGAGAAUUUUCAAUAUAUUGAACAAAAGUAUGAAGAUGAGAUGAAAGCAGGUUUAGAGAAUAAAAUAGAUAAAUCUGUGUUUGAUGAUCUAGCACCUGCUUUAUGUACAAGAAGGAGGAGUUCUUCUGAAUGGAUUGCAUUGGCUGAAUUUAGUAAAAAUGAUAGUAACCAUGGCGACAGUCCGCUGAUAAAGGAAUAUGGGGAAAACAAACAGAGCAUUGAUAACAGUGUGAAAGAUAAUGAAGAAAAAGAGCAAAGAGAUAAACCCGUUGAAUAUGUAAAAAAUGAUAACAGUACAGAGAAAAUAAGUGAGGCUGAAGUUUCCAUAGACAGUACUGUUGAAAAGGAAGAUGGUAAAAUGUCUUCUGAAAAAUCAGAUAAUACUAAUGGAAAUGAAAAAGACGAAGAUAAAAAUGCAAAGGAAACGGAAGAAGAUAAAAUGUCUCCUGAAAAGUCAAACAAUACAAAUGACCCCACUGUAGAAUGUCUUUUAUCAGAAAAUGUGACAGUUACUGUCAGUGGCAAUUCAAAUGAAAACAUAUGUUUACAAAAUAAAGAUAAAUCGGAGGAGAUGGGCAGUGUAGAUUGUGAGAUUGUUAUAAAACAUAGUGCUGAUAAAGAAGAAGAUAAGUCUUCAAAUUUGUGUCUGACUGCUAUGAAAGAUUGUUCUGAAGAGACAGAAAGUAGUAAAUGUCUGGAUGAAUCGGUAAAGAGCAAGGCUUUUCUUACUCCAGAUGUUCAAGAAGAUACUAUCAGUACAUGUGAUGGACAACAUUGUGAAAAGGGAUUUGAAGACACUUACCAUGGAGAAACUGAAUUGUCUAGGACAGUUUUGGACAGACUUGAAGGCGAUGAAGUAAAAGAAGGAUCUGAAAAAAAUGGCCAGGAAGACUGUGCAAUAUCUCUGUGCAGUGUUCAGGCAGUCUCUAAAAUAUCAGAACAAACAAGUCUGGUAACACAUGAAACAUCUGAACACAAUACUAAAUCUUGUGAAGAGAGCAGUCCAACAGCCUGUGAUGAAUCACUGAAGUCUAGUGUCAAUGCUCAUCAGGGAGAGUCAGAACAAAAUAAACAGACAGGACAUAAACAAAAUGGACAAACAAAACCUGAAUCAAUAAAAUAUUUUAAUAAAAAACCUGGUGAUGCCAUAAAACAUGCCGAUUUAUUCUUGAUAGAUAUACAGAGACAAGGUCAAAUGUUUAAUGGUCAGGGGUUAUCAAACGUUAAACUAAUAAGUAAAGGAAUGAUGGAAACUAAACAAGAUAGUAUUACAAGGAAGGAGGACAUAAGAACAGAGGAAAAUUGUACACAGGUAAAACCUGGCAUAAAGAGUGAAUUAAAUAGUUUAGUAUGUGAUGGAAAGGGAGAUAAUUCACUCAAAGUGAAUCAAGAAUUAAAGCAACAAUUUUCAAACAAAGGUAAUUCACUCAAAGUGAAUCAGGAAUUAAAGCAACAAUAUUCAAACAAAGAUAAUUCACUCAAAGUGAAUCAAGAAUUAAAGCAACAAUAUUCAAAUGAAGAUAAUUCACCUGAAGUGAAUCAGGAAUUAAAGCAACAUUAUUCAGAGGAAGAUAAUUUAGAUUUUGAACAAUGUCUUCAGUUAAUUGACGAUAAAGAUGAAAAUAAAACAGAAUUUCUUGAAACCAAAGAGGAUACAUUAAACUGUGAUAUGUGUCCAACCAAUUGUUUAACAGAAAAAUCUUUAGACAAGAAAUCCACAGUAGGAAAAGAAAAUGAAACGGCUGUCUUGAAUUUAGAGAAAACUGAACCAGAACUUAAUUUGACUCUUGGUGGUGCUUAUAAACUUGAUGCUAGUCAGCUAAUUCAAAAAUUAGCAAAAGAAGUUGAAAAAGCACAAAACACUUCUAAUGGUCCGAUAGAUGACAUUAAUUUAAAAACAUUAGCCCAUAUUGCUGAUGCCCUGAAAGAGACCAGAGAUUCUGAAAGAUUUUCCAUUCCAACUGUUGUUAAUGACAUCAUGCAAAGCAAUGAAAUGAAAAUGCCUGAUGGUAAAAGUAGCAAACCUAUUAGGGAAAAUAAGCUAGAUGAAGCAACGCAGGAAACAUUAGAUAUGAAAUCUAAGGUUAAAUUUGAAGGAACAGAUAUAGAUAGCAAUGUUUGUAAGCAGAGAGAAAAUAAUGACCAUGUAGCAACAAAGAAGAAUGAACUUACAAGUGGAAGCAUUAUCAGUGAAAGUUCUGGAGUUAUGUCCCUUGAACUGUUCACCGACUCAGAAAAUGAGUCUGAUGAUAUUUUUACUGGAUUAGCUUUGUCAAAGAAAAAUUCUACAAAUAAUGGAGAGGAAAUGAAAUUAUUUGAUACAUGUGAUGACAACGAAUACACAGAACAUAGUCCAUUCCAUGAUUAUGAACAGAUACAGUUCGGAAAACAUGGGAUAAUAUUUUAUGUUUGUUCCGUUUGUAAAAAACAGUUUGAAGAUGGAGACCGACUUCUCAGACAUCAAUGGAAAAAACACCCUUCCAUUUAUUGCCAUUAUUUGCAAGUAGAACAAGGACAUGAAAUUGAAUAUUUGUUUUAUUCUAAGCCUUGUAAUAGAGGUGUACUAGGAGUCACUGGAAAGGCAUUAGAAAGUGUUGGUGAUCGGGGAACUUACAACUGUACACGUUGCCUAGGAACAUUUAAAAGCGUGGAUAGAUUGAGGAUUCAUAUAAUUAACUGUGCUCCUAAAGUAGAGGGAUCAGAAUCGUCAGAAAAUAAACCCAAAUAUAAGAAAAGAUAUCGUAAACAUCAUAAAGUGUUAAUUAAGAAUGAAGUCAGUUCUCCUGUGAAAAUGAAGAAAGAUACUUCAGUUUCUACUGAUGUCAGAUCUUAUGACACUGUGUCUAAACCAAAAAAGCAGUAUUUGAUUGGUACAAAAAAUUUAAAAACUUUUAAGAUACCAGAAAAGAUGGAGUUCGAUCCUUUGAAGAUCAUUCGAAGGAAAAAAAGUGCAGAAAUGGCUUAUAAUCCAUUAAAUCAUAUACGACGUAGAGAGCUGACGGAAAUUUUAGAUACACAUCAGUGUAGAGGUUGUGGUGUAAAAUUUAAUUCUAUAUCAUUAUUGGAGAGACAUGUGAAGAAAUGUGAUGGCAAGGACAAAUUUAAGGAUUUGAAGGUCAUGAAAUCCAGUGUGAAUGACACAUUUCACCAAAAACUUAAGCAUACUUGCUUAUAUUGUAAUCGUGGAUUUUCUUAUCCAAAAACACUUAUGAAUCAUUACAAAGCAUUUUGUUUAGUGAAAAAAGAUAAAGUUUCUAAAGGGUUACUAACAGAGAAUGACAAACAGCAAGAAUCGGCAAUGAUGACGAAACUUAAACAACAAGAAGAAGACCGAUGUUUCACAGACAUUCCAGAGGAAAAUGUCCAAGGAAAGAAGGGUUGGCCAAGAGGGAUGAAAAGAAAAUGGAGAAGGAAAAAUCAUUGCUGGACAUAUAUUAAGAAGAGAAAGCCAUCCACAGAAGAAACGAAAAAUGACAAAAUAUCAGAAGAAUCUAAAAUUGAUCAUGCUGAUAAUGAAAAUGAAGAAAAAGAAUCAUUGCAAUGUAAUUUGGAGUCAAAUAAAGGCAAGAAUAAUAAAUCUAUACCUAAAUCUGAUUCUGUUACACCUAAGAAGUCUGUUAGUAAGAUGAAUUUACAUUCAGAAAGUCCUAAGAAAGCUAGCAAUAAAACUUAUUCAGGUUCUGUUACUCCCAAAAAAUCUAGCAGCAAAAUUAAGUCAGGUUCAGAAACUUCAAAGAAGGAUACUUGUAAGAUUAAUUCAGAUUUGGUUACAGAAAACAAAUUUUGCGAUAAGAAUAAUCCAGAGUCAUUGACUCCCAAAAAGAAAGCUGGCAGCAAGAUAAUUACAAAUUCCUUAUCUCCAAAGAAAUAUAACAUUGUCAAUCAAAAGACUGAAAAACAAACAUCAGCGCAAUCAGCACAAAAACUGAAAGGUACCAACAGUCCUUUAUCAUCUAAGAAAAAGCUAAUUGAUCAAAAUGCAGAAGUUCGUCAAAAAAGGAAAUAUAUUAAAAAGAAAAUAUUUACAUUUGAUGAUGUCAAAAAGGUUCGUAAAAUAAGAAAGAGUUCUGACGAGUCUAUCAAGUCAGUUAUAGAUAGUGUUGCAAAAUGUGACAAUGUUGCCAUGGAAACAGGAGCAAAAUGUGAUGACAUUACAGUGGAAACAACAGCAAAAAGUCAGGUUGUAAAAAAUAGUAUAAUAAAAAGGAAAAAGAAAGUUAUGAAGGAAUGUGACAAUACAAAAAGUUAUAACAACACUCAAGUGGUUGAAGAACCUGAAACAAAGAAGAGAAAAUUGUCAGUAAAAAGCGUGAAGAGUGGUAAAUUAAAUUUAUUUGAAGCUAGAAUAAAGAUGAAGUGUAAAAACUCACCUUCAAAGUCAAAAAUGGUUAAACACACAAAAACACCAGAACCAUCUAAGGGAAUUAACUCAGUUAAAAGUUUAGAAAAAAAAUCAAACAACAAAAGUAAGCCAAAAGUUCUAUUUCAUCCACAAAAAAGAUUGAAAAAAAUUAAAAGGGAACUUUCACAAAAACUUGAACUUGAAAUGAAACAGCAUAAUGUAUCAGUAGAAAAUGAGGAUAAUUCUAGUAUGCAGAAAAAAUGGAUGGAGAUAAAAUCAGAUUUGACAAAAAACAUAGAAACUGUUUUACAAAAUGUGUCAGUUGACCUUGGAAUUCCUAUUUCACAUGUUAUUGAUCAUGAAUUUCAGAACAGUUUAACGAAACAGCAAAGAAUGAAGAUGAAAACGAAGUUGAAUGAAAUUGGAUUGCAAUUAUUUUCUGUUAUCGAAAAGCAAUGUAACAAGCCAAAACCGAGGAAAUUAUCAAAAAAUAAUGCAAUGUUGAAAUCAAAUCAAAAUCUUAAUACUGAAGGCAAUACAGACAUUAAACAAGAUAAUCUAACAAAACAAGACAUUAAUCAGUCACAAGACACUGACUGUAUUGUUUCAGAAAAUUCUGGUCGUGAAACAACAGAGCCUUCAAGUGAUGAAAUGGGUUCAGGUAAAGAAACAGAGACAACAACUGCCCCAAAAACUUCUCAAAAGAAAACAUUAAUAAAGACCAAUUCUAAUCAUGUAAAAGUGAGUAAAGGUAGUGUAAAAAAUUCUCCAAAGAAAGGCAUAACAAAAGAGGAGGAUCUUGACAAUGCUGGGAAUAAACUGAAUAUAUCUAAAGCUUCAUCCAAGAAAAAUAUUCCAGAUAAACCUCUGACAUUGGCCACUGUCAAAACAGUGCCAUCUGAGAAGGGAAAUUUAUUGCUGAUAAAGAAAAAAAGUCUUAAUGUAAUAGUUUCACCAGACAAAGUGGUGACAGCAAAGUCAAAUCAAUUAUUUCAAGGUCAUGAUGACCUGGAUACAAACAAAACUAAGCAUACUUUGAGUCCUAAAUCAAAUGAAAAAAAUCUGGGAAAUCUUGCAGACAAACAAAAUUCUGAAAAUCCUCAAAACAAAGACAGUAGUGCAUUACAGAAGGAAUUAAGUCUUCCAACAAAUAAUGUCAACACAAUUCCAAUAUGUAAAAGUGAUUUGAAUAUUAGUCCAAAGAAGUGUGGUAAUCUGGGCACAUCUUACAAAUCCAAAUCAGAGUUUCCUCCCUUUAAGUCAACACCUUCAAGUGAGGAUGGCACAAUACCGAAGAAAAAAGUCCCUAUUUACAACCAAGAAAUAAAUACAAAAACAGUGGAUAAGAAAGACACAACUGCUAAAACUCCACAAGCAAAAACUAUUUUUCUGAAAGCUGUUGAUAGUGAUCUGAAGAGGAGACUUGAACUAGCCGGGCAUAUUCCAUAUACAAAGAGAAAACCAGACAUAAAAAUAGUGCAAUGGAAUACUAAAAAACAGACAGGGAAUCAGUCAAGUGACAAGUCAUGAAAGGGAACAGUUAUGACAAUAGAAUUUGUAUUGAAACUUGUCUAAAAUGAGAGCAACAUAAUAAUGCAGAAUUUAAAAAUUAAUGUCAUUAAUUUUAAUAAGAGGGUUAACCAUGGUUUUUCAAGGUUGAAUUGUUUACCCCUGUCAAUGACAGACAUAUUAUGGUAUAUCGUUGGCGAGUACUGGUUGAGGCCUUAUGUGCUGACAGGCAUGAAUAGGAUGAGUGAGUGAGUGAGAUGUCCAUCCAUCAAUCUGGUAUAAUUAUGUCAUACUCAAGGAGCCUAUAAAUGAAUUCCUUCAAUUUUUAUCAAUUACAUGUAUUAAGAAUAGUGGUCUUGGAGCACUGUAUACUUUUUGAUAUGUUUUCGCUUCUGUUGUUCAAGAGUAAUGGGACUUUAAACUUCCAAAACAAAGUUAUUUUUCAAAUGAUGCACCCUAAACUCAAUGGUUUGCUUCAGUCUUAAGACACAUUCUUUAAGGAGAAGGAAACAAAAUUAUAAUAUUAUUAUUGACAGAAUAAAUUACUUGUUAAAAUAUUAAUGAAAUCGUCCACGAGAAUAAACAGGUAUACGAUGUCUACUUUCAACCAUUGAUUGCUCUUCGUUGCUGGGAACCUGUCUUAGAAAAUUAAACAACUCUAUUUGAACAUUGCCCAGUGAUAAUUUCAGAUAAACAGUGAAAUGUUUUACAUGUUUUAAGUUAACAUAAAGACAUAUUAGGGAAGAGGCAUUUGAAUUUCUCUGAAAAAAUUUUAUUUUGGAAUUUAAAUUGACGAUUAAUGUAAACCUGCUUAGUCGGUUGUGUACUUCAAUGUUAAAAAUCAAUUUUGGUAGAUAAUAUAACAUGAAAUGAAAUAUUUUUGGUGUUUGUAGAAAAAAUAUUUGGGUCAUGUUGGUUGUUUUUUGUUUUGUUUUUUUUUGCAUUUAAAACUUGUAUUAUGUAUUACUGUAUGUAUGUUGAACGAAAAAUUAAGAUGUAUACAUAUUACUAUUGUAAAUUCAGAAAUUAUUGCGAGGUUUUUAUUAAUAUGAAUAACACGACUUCUUGAGUAUCGCAAAAAUAAGAACUCGCAUUCUGAUAUCAAAUACAUAUAUCUGUACGUAGCUUUUCCUGAAAUCGCAAUAAUCAAACUCGCAUUUUUGUUAAUUCUUCAAAAAUCGCAAUAAUAAAUGCACGCAAUAAUUUCUGAAUUUACAGUAGAUGUACUGUGUAUGAUUUACUUGCAAUCACUGAUCAAAUGAUGACAACAAAUUGUGUAUAUUUCCUGAUUAUACAACAUGCACAAGGUAGAAGAUAUUUUGAAGUUGUCUUACCUGUGACCUUUUCAUGUGACAUGUACAUUAGUUGUUCUUGGCAUAUUUAUGGUUAAAUAACUUCUGUAAAUUCAGAAAUUAUUUCAAGGUUUUUAUUAAUGCAAAUAAUAGGACUAGGUGAAUAUCACAUUAAUAAGAACUUGCAUUCUCAAAUAUAAUGCAUAUAUCUGUAUGCAGAUUUUCAUGAAAAUGCAAUGAUUAAUCUCACACUUU
Mytilus californianus (California mussel) is the source of this 10176-nucleotide messenger RNA. RefSeq lists its product as uncharacterized. Gene Ontology annotation, molecular function: protein binding. The record is from RefSeq and is a predicted model, not a curated record. Lineage: Eukaryota; Metazoa; Mollusca; Bivalvia; Mytilida; Mytilidae. Bases 251 to 8650 code for a protein of 2799 amino acids. The transcript has 9 exons. Gene Ontology annotation, cellular component: nucleus.